GAGAGAGAGAGAGUGUGUGUGUGUGUGAUCCUAUUUCUUCUGCUUGCAGAUGUUACAUAUGCAAGCGAUGGUUAUAUAUAAAAUCUGGGCGUUUGAGAUCAGAUCGAACUUCCAACUUGUUCAUCUUUCAUUAUUCACACUCCACAUUGUAUUUCAACGAUCGAGCUUUUUAAUCAUCCAAAGUCAACCCAAGAUCACGAGCUUUGACUUAAAUCUCAACCUUUGAUUUGAUCCCCGCUUCUCCAGGUCAGGUGAAAUCCAAUGGACGAGAAUAAGCCGCCUCGGGCGUCACGUAACCACCACGGGAGUUCGUCGUCGUCGUCGUCAUCAUCGUCCGGGUCGUCCGACCAUCGCGGAGAAAGUCACACGUCAUCCGCGGGACCCACCACGACACCCGCGCGGAAGAGCCGGUACGGGUACGCCGUCGACGACGGCGCGGGGGACCGGAUUGAAUGCACAGGAAGGUUCUGCAAGUCGUGCAGCGGCGCGUUGAUCGCGGACUGCGUGGCGCUCUGCUGCUGCCCCUGCGCGCUGGUGAACUUUUUGACCCUAGCGUUCGUAAAAGUGCCAUGGAUGGUGGGGAGGAAGUGCUUGGGAUUGGGGAAAAAGAAGGGGCAAAAGCGGGAAAAAAGGAGGAAAUGCAAGGGGGGUAGGAGUAGUAAACGUGGGAUCGAGUGGGUGGUGGAGAGAGGGGAGGAGGAGGGGAAAGUUCCCGAGAUUUCAUGGCGGGGUGGGGGCGGCGAGGAGGAAAUGGAGUGCGACGGUGCCAGGCAGGAGGCGGAGAGGGUGUGGUUAGAAUUGUACCAGAUUGGACAUCUGGGUUUCGGGAGAGUUUCCUUUACUGGUAUUCAGUCUCUUGGAAAUAAGGGGCAAUUAGGGAAUGUAAAUUAAUUGUUUGUGUAAUUUAAUUUAAUUUGUAUACACUUGGGGUUAGUGCAGUUCAAUUUGCUUUCUGUUUUAUUGUUUGUACUGUAUACGGAAGAGAAGCGAUUCACGACUCAUUUCUUCUUGUAUAACGGUAAAAAGUUUAAUAUGUAAAUUUAUGAAAAUAACGAUAAUAUUUGCCAUUAAAGUAUCA
Pyrus x bretschneideri (Chinese white pear) is the source of this 1078-nucleotide messenger RNA. RefSeq lists its product as uncharacterized. The transcript is spliced from 2 exons. The record is from RefSeq and is a predicted model, not a curated record. Bases 262 to 891 code for a protein of 209 amino acids. Lineage: Eukaryota; Viridiplantae; Streptophyta; Magnoliopsida; Rosales; Rosaceae.